AUGCAAACGGAAGCCAAGUCCGUGGCGCCACCGGCCAAGCCGCCGCGCCUGAAGCCCAACAAUGCCGAAACGCACGUCAAGAAACAACUGCAGUUCCAAAGUCCGUUGCCAGGACGAUCACGUGCAGCGGCAGCCACUGAUGCUGCCUCGACAAUGGCAGCGAGGGCGACAAAGCCGAGGCGAACUCCAGUCAAGUCGAAGACGCCCCCAGACAGCAGCAAGCGGGAUGCGGAGGCGGCAGCGGAUGCGAGCACGGACGCCGCUGCGGAUGCGACUACGGCAAUAAGAAGUCGUCUCGCCGAGGGCUGCACCACUCUAAUGUAUGCGUGUCUGCGGGGCGACAUUGUGCAGGUGCUCGCCCAGAUGCGCGCCAAGCCCCAACUGCUGCGGCAACGUGACCGUAGCAACCGCAACGCGCUGCAUUAUUGUGCCGCGCAGGAUCUGGAGCAGACGCGCGACCUCGUGGCGGCCGCAAGCAUUGCGAUUGCAGCUCCCGAGCUGCUGGAGUCGGCCGAUGAGGAUGGCUUCACGCCGCUUCACUUGGCUGUUAUUCAGGGCAACUUGGCGAUGGUCAAUUUGCUGCUAGCGAACAAAGCCGAUGUGAAUGCGGUGGACAAUGAAGGCCACUCGGUGGUGCACUGGGCCACGGUGUGCGGCGAAAUUGAGGCACUGCGCGCUGUGCUGGCGGCCGGGGCCAGCGUGGCCAAGCCCGACGUCAAUGGCGGCACGCCCCUGCACUAUGCCGCCCAGAUGUGCGGCGCCAGCUACGACAACAAGCAGCAGUCCAAUUCCAGCAAGCUGGCCCUCGAGAUUCUUGGCAUACUGCUCGCCCAUCCGCAGGCCAGCGUCGACGUCCAGGACAAGGACGGACGCCAGCCGCUGCUGUGGGCCGCCUCGGCGGGCUCGGCCAAGGCGGUCAUAGCCCUGGUGAAGGCAGGCGCACGCGUCGAGAGCGCAGACAAGGACGGGCUGACCGCGCUGCACUGCGCCGGCUCGCGCGGCCACACGGAGUGCAUCGACACGCUGAUCAGCCUGUGCGGCGCGCCCACAGAUCUGAUUGACUCCAAUGGCUGCACGGCGCUGCAUUAUGCCGUGACGCUGGGCCAUGCGGAUGCCACGGCACGGCUGCUGGACCUCGAGGCCGAUCCCAAUCGGCAGGAUCGCAAGGGCCGCACGCCAGCCCACUGCGGCUGCUCCAAGGGCCAGUUCGAGACGCUGAAGCUGCUGAAGGAGCGCGGCGCCAACCUCUGGCUGCGCAACGCCAAGGGCGACCUGCCGCUGCACGAGGCGGCCGCCUCGGGGCGCCGCGAGCUACUCGAGUGGCUGCUCUCCCAGCGACCCAAGCAGGUGAACACCACCAGCAACGACGGACGCAGCCUGCUCCACACGGCUGCCGCCAACGACUACACGGACAUGUGCAAGCUCCUGCUGGACUACGGCGGCGAUGUGAACGCGCUCUAUCGCAAUUCCCGGGGCCUGGUGCUGACGCCGCUGGACUGUGCGCUGCAGCGCGGCCAUCGCUCCACGGCCAAGUUCCUGCAGUCGCACGGCGGCCAGCCGUCCAACAAGCUGCGGCUGGCAGCACGGCGCGGCAAUCCCUUCCACGACGGCAACGCCGCGGACCUUGUGCGUCCGCUGAAGUACAUGGAGAAGGAGGAGCUGCACGACUUGCGCAGCUCCAAGAAGUAUGUCGUCUAUCUGAAGCGCACCGAUUCGGAUGGCGGCGGUGGUGCUGCGGGAGUGGAUGAGGAGGAGGAGUGCAGCUGCACGGAGCAGUCCUACCGUAAGGAGCAGCGGCUGGAGCACAUCUGCCGACGCCACAAGCGCCGCCAGCUGCGACGGCGCACCAACAGCUGUGGCGAGAGCCCGCACGAGCGCUGCGGCGACAUCUGCCGCUCCAAGAGCAACAUUGAGAUACGGCGGCGCAAGUCCAGGGAGCGCUACGCCAGCACCAGCGAAGACGACAACGACGAGGAUGACGAGGACUCCUGCGAGAACUGCUGCUACCACAAGCGCCAGAAGCAGCGAGUGGUGCAGCGCAAGCGCUCCACGCCCUCGCACAGAUCCAAGGAGCUGCCUGGCAGCGAGCACGACGCCAACGGCUCGGCGAGCAAGAUUGAGCACAUAGUGUCUGUAUCCCAGGAGCAGACGGACAGCGCCAGUGCGGCACAAGCCGCUGAGACAAGCAGCAGUCAGAUGCAGCCGGCCACACCGACGGCCACCAAGGAGGGCACCUUCAUCAAGUCGCCUCCGCAGAGCGCGAAGAGCGAGAAGGCAGCGGCUGUGGAGCCGGACAGCUUGAAGGUAGCAGAGAGCCAUGCCAUGGAGCUGACGGAUGAGGAGCCUGAGGCCGCCAAGUCGGUGACCACCCAAGUGGAUGUGCACCACGAUGCCGAGCAGCAGCUGUCCAAGUCGCUGGACGAGCCACCAGCAGAGCCGCCAGCAGAGCCGCCAGCAGAGCCAGCAACUGCAGCCGACAGUGGAGCAGAUGUAAAGAGGCAACUGAGCGAGGAGGACACCAAGCUGGUGUCCACUGAGGUCGAGCAGAUGAUCAAGAUAGCCGCCACGGCACUGAGCAGCGAGUCGAAGAGCUCCACCGAAGAUGCAUCAGUGAAGGGUCAGCAGGAAGCCGCCGAGGGGUCAGCGGGGUCAACGAACAAUGAACCUGCGGAAAAUAAAAGCUCUGGCGUUGAUUUGGAGAAAGCAAAGCCUUCCGAAACACCCACUGCCAGCACCGCAGCACCUCCGCCUCCGCCUCCUGCUGAAUCCGCAGCCAAGCAGCCGCAGUCGGAUACACCUGAGCCGCCCUCAAAGACCGCAGCAGAGGCGGAGGCUGGCAGCAAAUUGGAGCAGAUGGCGGCUGAGCCGAAAGGUGAGACAAAGCCCUCGUUGCCUGCUGCCACGCCUACCCAACCACAAGCUGAGCCCGCAAAUCCACAGCCCAAGCCACCAGUCACGCAGCAGCAACAACAACAACAACAACAACAUGAUGAACAGCAACCACAACGUGAGCAGGAAUCUAGACGCUCCUUUACGCUGCUGCCCUCGGAUUCGGCUGAUGACGAGCCAGCGGCAGCUGCUGCAUCCGCCUCCGAUGAGCCCGUGCGCAAGUCCAGUUUUCAGGUGCUGAAGAGCGAUGAAUCCGCUGGCGAUUUGGAAGAGUCGCCGCGUCCAGCUGAGCUCAGCUUUGGCGGUGGCAAUCAAGUCUUUCAGGUGGUGCACGACGGCACCGCCAGCUCCAAGCUGCCCAGCGCAUCGGAGCUGGACAAGGUCGACUACGAGUACGAGGAGUUCGACGAUGGCGCAGAUGACGACGAUGCAGACGACAUUGAUCCGGAGCACGACAGUGCUCUGCGUCGGUUUUUGAGCAGUGGCCGCCAUGGCGUGGGCGGCGAGGUGGGCGUCACCAGUGACGCCACAGCAGCCGCCGAGGGCUACGAUGGGCUGGCGAACGGGCGCAAGCGGCGGCUGAAGAAACGCGUACGCAGCGGCGCCAAGACGCGCAGCAACUGGAAGCACUCGCAGGAGUCGCACGAGAGUCACGCGUCGCUGGCCACCGCUGCAGCCAGCAAGGAUCAGGACUCGGGCUUUGAGCCCAGUCCGCGUGCGGAGCGCACAAAGAUACCCACGCCGCGCACCGCCCACACGGCCAUGCCCCGCCGCCCCAUCUAUGCCACCCUGGACGGGCGCUCGUGCAGCAGCCGGCUGGAGAACCGCAAGCCCGGGGACAAGGGGGCCUGCGACAUGGGCGCCGUCACACGCUCCAUUCAGCGCAACAUCCGCAGAUACUACAUGGAGCGCAAGAUCUUCCAGCAUCUGCUGGAGCUCAAGUCGCUGCAAAUACGCUCCAACAAGCUGAACGAGGCGGUGCUGGUGAAGCGUGCCGUUGACGACUAUCACAAGUCGUGCGUGCUGCUGGGCGGCGAAACUGGGACAAGGCUGAGGCGUUACAAUUUCAGCGAAUAUACGUUCAAGAAUUUCGAGCUCUUCCUCUACGAGACGCUCAAGGGACUGCAAAAGCCGGGCACCAACAACUUCCAGAACAUCAAUGAGGUGUACGAGGAGGCGGAGCGUCGUCUGAGUCCCGACUACAAUGCUUACGAGAAGGCGUUGCACUGCACCACCAAGACGCACCGCUGCCUGCAUGCCGCCCACGCCUACACGGGCAUACCCUGCGCCGCCUACAUUCCAAUGAUGAAUCACCACACGAUGCCCAAGUUUGGCUUUGGACAGUACAAAAAGGCCGGCAGCGUUAGCAGUUUUUAUUUGCCAAAAAUUCUGACCAGUGGCCGCGGCUCGAGCGGACGCGCCGCUGCCGGCAUGGACGUGGGCGUCGGCGUCGAUGUCGGCUUCGGCGGCAGCGGGAAAUGCAGCCACAAAGUUGCUCUCGAGCUGUCACACGGCAAGAGCAAGCAGCUAAUUUCACUGCCAGCCAACAAGUUGGACAGCAAUAAACGCUACUAUGUGACGUUCACAGUUAAGGAUUCUCCCGGGCAGUUUGCCACUAGCGAGGCGCAUAAACCGAACCACCACUACGGCCAACACCACCACCAACAACAGGAACAGCAGCAGCAGCAGCAGCAACAGAAAUAACAGCAAUCAGGCUGCGCUGCCAGCGACCCGAAUGCCAUGUAGCAUGCGGCGUAUACGUAAUGUGACAGAGCCUCAGCCGCGAGCGUUGCCAUCUGCGGUCUGACGUUAUAUUACCCAUACGCAGUGUGAGCUCCGCUGCAACACGCAUCAAACAUCAGAAUCAGCAUCCGCAGCAGCAGCAGAAGCAACAGCAGCGGCGCUGCGCCAAAUGCAUUAAAACAAUGCGACAUUUCUGCUGUCCGCUUUUUACUCUCUUUUUUUCAGUUUUUCUUUUUAUAUUGUUUUUUUUUUUUUCCUCCGUACAGUGAGACCGCCCGUUGUCCAACUCUUUUUGUAUGUUGGCUUUUUGUUUGUGCCUUUUGUUGCUGUUGUUGUUGUUGUUGCCUUUGGGUUUGUUUGCGUCCUGCGCUCGUCCUUCCUGCGUUGUUUUUGCUGCUUUGCUGCACUUUAAGAUGGCCAACUGCUGAUAAUGGAUGAUGGCGCUGCGCUGCACUGUGCUGUGCUGCUCGGCGCUCCGCUGCGACUGUCAGUUGGCGUUGUCACGCCAGCAGCGUUCGCGGCAACAGCAGCUUGAAUUACUUAUACAGUCAACUCCCAGACACCCCCAGUUCACUGCCAGCACCCCUAGCGCCCCUACCGCCCCUCCACUGUGUUCUGUUUUGUUUGCUAUACGACUGUUGUUGCGCUUUUAUUUCAGUUUUUCAUUAUCAUCGCUUUUUUCAGACGCCGCUGCUAUUGCUAUUGCUGUGUACGCUGCUAAUGCCACAGAUAAGCGUUGUUAUUAACGCUCGGCUUACCAGCACGACGCAGCAGCAGCAGCAGCAGCAGCAGCGAACAUGAGGAGUCGCCACACACACACACAGAGAGAGUCCUGGCUCGCCUCGCUUCAGUUCGUCUGGGUGCUGCUCCUCGCGUUGCUUGAAAGCGACAGCAGCGCUGAAUGAAUAAAUGUAAAAUAUGUACCGUGCA
Messenger RNA from Drosophila arizonae, 5562 nucleotides. RefSeq lists its product as uncharacterized. Gene Ontology annotation, molecular function: protein binding. NCBI's taxonomy places the organism in Eukaryota, Metazoa, Arthropoda, Insecta, Diptera, Drosophilidae. The record is from RefSeq and is a predicted model, not a curated record.